Porites evermanni is the source of this 26841-nucleotide messenger RNA. The record is from the annotation of a GenBank genome assembly. Lineage: Eukaryota; Metazoa; Cnidaria; Anthozoa; Scleractinia; Poritidae.
AUGUACUCCAAAGGCAAGGCGAAUACAGUGCCCUCCGAUGCUCAGGCACGCGAAAAGUAAGCUGCACUUUAUUUUUCCUGCAGAAUGGAUGUCAGAAAUGGAAUCAGCGUGUUCAAAAAUGGGGGAUAGCGUGUAUAAUGUGGCACCAUUGUUGGCGAAUUUUCGACAGUUUCAUCGCCGGGUCGAGCGCGGCUUUUGUGCUCACUGUCCACCAUGUCUGUACAUUGAUAGAGUGUAACAGGUUUUUUUACGACUGUUUUUCGUUCUUCGCAGGCUGGCUUUGUACGUCUAUGAAUACCUUUUACACGUGGGGGCACAAAAAAGUGCACAGACUUUUCUUAACGAGGUAAAAUCUUUCGAAACUUUGUUCGCUUUCCCAGUGGUGAGGAUGCAAGUUGACUUUAUUGUGGACGCGCAACAUGCAACGCGUCGUCGCGAACAACUUACGCUGAUGGCUACUGAAGGCUAGUUUCGUUCUUUUACAGAUAAGAUGGGAAAAAAACAUAACGCUUGGAGAACCUCCUGGCUUUCUUCAUUCAUGGUGGUGGUAAGUUCGCCAAUGACUGGACUAAUUAGGCAGUUGUUGAUUCGAAUUUUAAACUAGGUUCUCAUUACCUUUACAGUAGAGUUAGAGGUACAUUGUAAUGGUCGUUUACACGAAACACUGACGGCCAGUAUUCCGCUGGCUUCUCAACUGUAGCUCUAGGUGCUUGCUAAACCUUUCUUUAAGAUAAAAUCCCGUUUGUUUUUUUUAAUUUCCCGCCCAAAUUAUAGCUGUUCGUUCAUCUCAUAUCCUUUGGUGUAUGUCUUUUUCCUUUCUUCAUUUCAGUGUGUUUUGGGAUUUGUAUUGUGCUGCGCCGGAGAGAAGGGACAGUUGUGACCACUCCAGUGAAGCCAAAGCUUUUCAUGACUAUGUAAGAUAAACUAAUAACUAACUUUGAAAACUCUCUUUGUAAUUUCUACCGUCAUCCUCGCGAGCAAGCGAUUAUUCGUUUGUCGAUGCGUUCCCCAUUUUUGUCACGCUACAGCAGUGUAUUGUUACAUUUACACGCGCGGAAAUCAAGCGAGAUCAACGACUUGAAACAUACUUGUCGCUAUAAUUAUUGUUGUGGGUGCAAAACCCAAAAAACAAAGAGUUUGAUUUCCAUGUGGGUGAUCGAUCGCGGCGUAGAAGUAAAAACACACACGCAGAUAAAGUGAGUUGUUUUUCGCUGCGCCUGAGAAUUUCCUGUCUUUGAGUGUGCACCGCUGUCAUUUCCUUUCAGAGAAAAUACCAAAUCCGUCUCGUGAGAAUUCUAACUGGGCUCCUCAUCAGCCGUAACUGAUAUGUUAGGAAAUAGCCUUCCGUGUUGAUUCGACUUAUUUUAGGGGAAGGGUAAAAGUUUGCCGUGUACUAAUAAUUUUGCCAGCUCUAAAGCUUGAACCUAAAGAUAGGAAAUAUUCAAAUGCCGAUCGAGUUGGGCUAGUUAAUUUUUUAUCGAGAACCAAAAGAUAUUGCUUCGUCGAAAGGAUAGAGACAACUUUGAUUUACUAUAGAGCAAACUUUUCGAAAAAUCUGCUUCCUAUCCGGAUAUCGUAUUCCUUUCUUUCCUCUCUUGUAGUUCUGCCUUUGACCGCUUAUCACGAACAAUAGUCUUUGUAGCUUACCACCAGUUGCAUUUUAUUCUGGGAUUAGAAACUUUCGCCUUCAUAAGUUUAUUUUCCGUUUGAUUGAAGACGACGCCACUUGAUCAUGUCGUCGUUAUUUCGAGUAAUUGAGUGUUCUUAGAUCUAACCAUUUUAAAUCCUGCUUAACCGGGCCGGGUGAAUGGCGGUCGGUGAGUGCUCAUGAACGUAAAGGUUUGAAUAAAUUACUCGACGGUAUAGUUACGACAGGAUUGGAUCAGGUGUAAGCCAUAGAUUUAUAUUGAAUUCAAUGAGUUUCCAGUGAAGUGCUUCAGUUUACAGCUAUGAUUAAUAAACCGCUUAGAUUUUGUUAUUUGGCUCGAGUAGUAAAGAUUAACAGAACGAAUGAUCGAAUUGAACGAUUGAUCAGCAUUUCGAAACCACGAGACUGAGCCGUCGACGGAUGUUUUGUGUUGACAAACUAUGGGGGAGAUGCGUAUUGAGGUUUCCCAAAAUUUGCAUAAUUUCAGCCAGAAUUCGGAUCUGUUUAAUGUCGUGGCAGAGCUGAUAUGAAGGCUUAGCAACUCCUUGAAGUGAGUCUUUGGUGAAAAGUCACUGAGAAAACCAGUUUAAUCGCGUGGAAAACGGUUCAGCCGCGCUUUAUUUCUUGUUUCGCGCGUGAUAAUCUCCACAUACCCGUCGACGCGCAGAUAAUGUGAAUUUGCAUGCCCAUAAAUAGCACAAGUUUUUAUUCGACAGCUCUGAGUUGUACGACACUUCAUGGGUGGUCGAUCGCCUUCCGUGUUGUCUUUGUACAUUUUGGUGGUAGAGUAACCACUAGAGUUUGUCUGUUACGUGUUGUGAUUGAGGUUGCAUGCAAAUCUAGCUUAGGCAGGUGUUGAGUUUCCAACAUCAUUCAAGCAUUUUAGGAAAAUUCUGACAGGAAUUGCUAUUGUGCUAGAAACUAUGGGAUCUGUUAACCACGGUUCUUUUUAAGAAGUCAGUGAACGGUUUGGGGGAAAUUGUUUUUUCUGUGAUUAUUUUUAUCAACAUCACUCAAGUCACCUUUGACAAAGUUUUGGUUGGAGCAAAUUUGUUUCAGAACUUGCUUGUUUAUACAAGGAUGAAAAAGUAGGAAUGCCAUUGUUGGUGUUGGCAGGGAAAAGGAAGGCUUUUGUGCUGUAGAUAUGUUUUGGUGACUGGGAAUCCUGUUUUCUGUUGAUAAAAAUCACUGCAAUACAAAAUAAUCAACUUAUAGCACAUCUCUCAGUUGUAAGAAAACUGGGAAAAUGUCAUUUGAGAUGAAGUGCUAAUGAAUCAAAAUUUCUAAUAAAUUAUAGCUGAAAAAUUCAGUUAUAUUUUGUUUUGCACAAAGUUAAAAGAGCAGCUGCAGAACUAUUUUAAAGCAUUGAUCACUAAAAGUGAAUAUUUAAUUUUUCUUUUUUUAUUUGUAAAAAGAAUGGGAGAGGCAAGCAAGGCUUAAAUUACUAAUUCUCCAGUUUGUCCAGUUUGCAAUAUUUUGGAAAGCAAAAUUGCAAAAUCUCCUUUUGAAAGUGUUUGUUUUCAUAUGUUUGUAAACCAAUGGCUGAUUCUCCCUGUAUUGAGCUAAUUUUUUUAAAAAAGAGGCUGAUAUGUCCUCUGCACAUGGUCUUAUCUUGUAUGUAUCUAAUUGAAUUUUUUUGGUCUGUUACAAGAUGAGUUGGACUAAAAAGGUUGUAAUAAGUAAUGCCAAGGAGCCAAUGAGAUUGCUGAAGGUCAAAUGAAGGGCACUUUUAGGAAGCCCUUUUGGCUAUUCACAAUUCAAGGCUUUGGUGUCUUUUUGCGGAACAUUUAACGCCUACUUUCAAAGCAUAUUUUUGUAAUUUGGUUGUUACUUCUAAACCUCUCUUCCUGUUCAGGGUUAAAACAAUUUAGUAUUUUGCAAUUAAAGGUGUGAAUUUUAAUAACAGUUUUUAUCAAGACAUAUUUAAAAAAGACUCAUUUAUCCAAAGUACAAACUUAGUGUAUCCAUUAAUAAUGACCCAGAUGUUAGCAAGGGUGGUAAAUAUUUAAGUUUACAUGAUCACACCUGGUCCUUGUUCGCCAAAGCUUUAAAGGUCAAAAUUCUUUGUACUUUAUUUCGGCAACCUUACCAGGGGUAGGUAAGAGUAGGGUAAUUUCUUUUUUGUGUAGUUACUGAUAAGACAAAUGGGAGUCUAAGCAAUUGUUGUAAUUGAAGCCUUUUGAACUUAUUUUGCAUUCUAAAUGCCAACGAAAUCAGCUGGUGAAAUGUGGUAUCUUUUACAGAGUGACUACUGUAACUGGAGCCACCUAGAGAAAGCUGACCAAUUGAAAAACAGGAAAAUAACAUAUAUACAUUUCAAGGAAGUUGGUUGUCAAACACAUACCGUAUUUAUGUGAAUACGCGGCCAACCUCGAAUUAGCGCCCACCUCGAAUAAGCGCCCAUCCUAAGGGCAGAAAAAGUAAAUAAGCCUCGAAUAAGCGCCCACCCCCUUUCACCUCAAACCCCCCCUAAAUUGAAUACAUACUAAUAAGAGACUUCCCCGAAGAAGGAGUUUUCUUCAGAGUAUUUUACAGAAACCUUGCUUUGUUACAUUUUUGCAUUUUGUUUUUACUAUUUAUUGUUUUGUUGCAAAAUAAACAUACUACACUUGCUGAAAAUGUUUAAAAUUUAAUAAAUGCCCAGCCUCGAAUAAGCGCCCACCUCGAGUAAGCACCCACUGUCAAGGUCCAAAAAUUUAAUAAGAACCCAGGGCGGUUAAUCAAAUAAAUACGGUAAUUACCACAAAAAAGAACAUGGAUUGAAAUGAGCCAACCUACCGACCUGACCUUUUAAAUCCACUGAAGAGAGCCUGUGUUCCUGAGAGGUCAAUAAAUAUUAUUAGAGUGAUUGAAAGUGGCAAAAAUGGAAACGUUAGUUAUAUUUUUUACUUGAGAUUGGUGGUUAUUGUAAAGUGCAACAAUGUAAGUGAUGACAAAAUAACAGCUUGUGUCCAACAAAUAAGUCUCCUGGGUGUUACAUAUACAAUGAAGAAUAGAAAAAUAUUGUCUAAUGAAAUGUUUGUCAUUCAUAGCUUUGUGUAACUUGUUGUUAUGGCCAACUUUCUUUGAAAGUAUUGUUAUUUUCCUGUAAUCCAGAUGGUCAACUUUGUGUAGGUGGUCAGAUUACAGUUGUAGUUGCACUGUAAAUCCCACAAUUUAAUGCUCAAAGUUGUCUCUCUCAACUCAGGGUUCUAAAUGAGUACAGCUGGCUGGUGAAAUACCACUAUGACUUAAAUGGGUGUCCUGUUAUUGUCAGAGCAGUAAAACAUAACUCUUAAGAGCUAAGUGUCUCUGAAACAGGAUUAAAAACAUGCUCUGUUGGCUUCAUUGUUUGAUAGUAAAUUAAGCUUUAACCUUUACCCUUUUUUUCUUGAUGGGAAGUAAGAUAUCUUUCUGCUGAAACCUUGUUUGACUACCUUAAAUUGCUUCUAAAUAUAUGUGCAGUAGUACCUUUUCAAAUUGUGAAACAGAUCCAUUCAUACAAUUUCUGAUCAUUAUUACCGUUAUUGACACAACUUGAUGAACCCUUCAUCAGGUCAUUCCCAAUCUCCAGCAGGGAGCUGUUCCAUCUCCUGGAUUUCCUCAGAUGAAUGAUGGCCCCCCGGGUGGUUCAAGUAUGCCAGGAGGAAUGCCUCCUUAUUUUACGGUAGGUAAUCUAGCACGAGGCCAUUUUCAUGGUGACAUUUAUAUUCUUCUACAUCUGCCAGGAUAUAAUAUUACAUCUUUGGUUUCUUACUGAAAUUUAUCAACCUUACUAAGAUUAAAUGAAAUCAGCCCUAAUUUUUACAAGAUAAUAACAAAACCCUGAAGUGUUCUGGAAGUUGUGGUAAAUGUUGGUUCAUAUGAAUAUAAAUGGUAUGGAACGCAACUCAGUGACCCAAUAGUUUAAUCAACUGUCACAAAAAAUUGUUAUGGGCUAUAGGGCUGUAAUUAUUUGACAGACAUACAGUGUAUGCAUGCUGCUGCAGGAUGAAAAAGUCUACUCUGGCUUAAUUUGUUGAGUUUAUUCCCCUGGGUUACAUUUGGCCCCUUACAACAAUCAGUGGGGCUCCUGGAAGGGAACUAUGUGUAGCAUCAUGUUCCAGAAAGAGCCACUUGUCUGUUCAUCCCUCCCUCUCCUUACUUUCAAUCACUUCACAGCUGUCCUGUAAAUCAAAACAGAAACUUUUUAGAAGGCGUUUGUGGUACUUUUACUUUCAUACAACAGCCCUAAUUAAAGACCAGGGUAAUAAAGUAUAUAUUACAUGUUGAUCCAUGUGCUAAUGACUUUUUACUUUAUGUUGUAGUCAUCACAACCGCAAGCCUCACCACAUCAACCACAAUCACACCAAACACCUCCCGGUUACAUGCCCAAUCAGGUAAUAUUGAUAUGUCCAUUUACAUCAUACAUGUUAUUGUCAAACUCAGAAAACCGUGAACGGCUGAAAACUGUCAGGAAUGUUGAUUGUGUAGUGACCAAUCACAAUGAAGUUCAGGACAUGCGAGAAAACCGCAAAACCACAAACUAACUACUGUUGCUGUUUGCGGUUUAGGUUCCUCAUGCCUUAUUGGCUUUCUCUUCGCAAUGCAAUAACAUUCCAUGAAUAUUUCUGGUGUUCAUGGUUUUGUGAGUUUCACAGUAAGACUUUUAGUUCACCCUGAUGUUGCAUUCCAUCAGUGACUUAAUUUGUGAUUUGGUGACAUGGUUGUCAUUAAGAGCCGGGUGCCGGGGAUUUUUCCUCGGCUACUAAGAGAGUGGUCCCCGGUUACUUUUAUUGGAAAAUAGAAGAAAAAUAGAACCAUAAGAAAUCCCUAGCCGUUUGAUUCCCCGCCUACUUGUUGUAUUUACCCGGCAACUUGAAAUCUUAGUGACAACCCUGGGUGAGUUUGGUGAACUCAAUCUGUCCAUACUAGAAACCCAUGGGACCAGCUACACUCUUUUAAUAAUGUAUAUGUUGUGGUUCAAUUUUAUCCUUGGUUUAAAAUUUAUUUCCUAUUGUUUGAAACUAAUUAUCAUGUUAUUAUCAUACAUUACCAUACCCAAGAACAAAAGAAAAUAAUAUUUGAAGGAAGGAUAAAAUUGAACCACAACAUUUACAUAGAGGAUAUUACACGGUGGCACAAAGAUAUGAAUUUUAUUUUUGAGUACAAUAUUUUACGAACAAGCCCAGCGAGUGAGUAAAAUAUUGUUUUUGCCACGAGAAAAUAAAAUUCAUAUCUUCAAGCUGCUGUGUAAUGUUCUUUUUAUUAUAUAGACAAAAAGACAUCGUUAAGUAAUAGAUUUUUAUUCGCCAAAAAGUAAUGGUGAAGGCUCAAAUUUACAGUACAGCAAUAUAAUACAAGACAUUGUUUACAAUAAUCUUGAGAAAUAACACUGAGCUGAAUAGGGCUCUACAAGGACAAAAUAUAAGCAAAGCUUUGAAAAAUGUGUAAUUAAAAUUCAAAGGACGCAAGAUGUCUACAAAUUUUCAGCUAAAUUUUGGAGGGAAAUUACCGAAAUUAUGUCAUCGAUAAACUCACGUGUGAGAUUAUGGAAAAUAAACCACUCGGGAGGUAGUUUUUAUGAAUUUUACGAGUGGUAUAUUUUCCAGUAAAACACUCGUGUCUAUAUAAUAAAUACAAUUAAUUCACUUUUAUCUACAUCAUUAUAAUCAUUUAAUUCAAAAUCUCAAUGUAGAUUUGUUUUCUUUUAUAGACCAGCAUUUUGUGGUCAUCUCUUUUUCUUAAGGGUUAGAAACUUCUCCUGUAAUGCAAUUUUCCAUCAAUGUGCUAAACAAUACUGAGUAAUAAUGAGCUGUAACUACCCAGCUUCAGAACGGAAUAUGAUCUUGUCUGAAAAAAUUAGCUAUGAUCAAUACAUUGAUCACUGAUAAAUAAAUUGUACAUAUUUUAUAUGUAAUCCAACUCCCACGAAUAUUUUCUGAAACUUUCAGUGGUCACAACGGUUUUCAGGAAUUUCUGUAUUAUUAUUUUGACUUUGUUGGUGUUUAAGUCUUACAUACAUUGUACUCUUAGCCAGUAUUUAAUAUUCUGCAUUAUUGAUAACUAAAGUUAUUUCUUGUCUUGGCCAUAGCCACCUCAAGGAUAUAUGCCCAACCAGGUAGGAAUUUGUGCCUUCCGAGAGGGUUUUAAAGCAUUUUGUUACUGUCAGUGUAUUACUUGUGAAUUGCAGUAAACAAGUCAACUACCUGAGCAUGUUCGUAAUCUUGCCAGACACACAUCGUUCUGAUUUAUUGUCGUUGGUUCAGAGAUAUUAAUUACGUUCUCCUCUUUAAUUUUUAAUUAUUAUUAUCAUUAUUGAUUGUACUUAAGCUGGUAGAUUGUUUUGUUAUUUUAUCAUCAAUAUCAUCAUUAUCAUUAAUCAUUGUUUAUUGAAAGAAAAUGGAUUGUGUGUUAAUCUGUGUUGGUCUUUACAGACACCUUAUGGUAUGUCAAGAUAUAACCCAGCGACAAACAGACCACCAAAUGUCAGAAUACCAGGCCAGGUACGUCGUGCAAUAGAAACUCAUUAAUUCAGUGGUGUGUUUACCAGUGCUUUUUGCCUUCUUGGAUUUCCACUAAAAUGUAUAAAAUGGUGCAUUAAAGCCAUGAGGAUGUGUCCUUCGUGAUGCAAAAAGAUCGAUACUGCCACCCAAAUAGAAAAUAGAGGCUUUAAAGUUACAAUGUAAUAGUCUAGCAGUUGUUUAACAGACAAAGAAAUACUCCAGCUCUUUACCUGAAAUAUGUUGAAGUGACUGGGAACAGUGUAGACACAAAAUCAGCUUUGCCUUCCAAUAGUCUUGCAUAUUAAAUUUUGCUGACAGAGUGGCAAGUAACUUUUACAUGACAAAUUUGAUUUCUGGGUAAAAUUUUCUUACCUAGGUUGAUUCUUCAUUUCUUAAUCUGUCUCCUUGGGUAGGAGAUAUCGGAAGUUGAGAAUCAACCUACAAUCGGCGACAAAAUGAAUUGAGACACUUCACCCUUAAUGGACUUUUUGACGUUUUCCGGACUUCAAAAGGGGAAAAGAUAGCGUUUCCUCCCCCAUCCCCUCCAUGCAAUGUUGUGCCACUGUUCGAGCUACCUUUAGAAAACAAGUGACAUCCCAACUUUGAAUGGAGGGGACAGGGGAUGGGUGUCAAUUCUUAUGCUUCUGAAGUUACCCUAUUUGAGUACAAUGUCUCAACAAUUUUGUCGCCAAUUGUAGGUUCAGGGGCAUCUGCUAAGACCCGGUACCAGGGAUUUCCCCUGGUUAACUAUAUGGCUUUUCACCAGCUACUUCCAUAGGAAACAAAAGGGGAAUAAAACCCAAAGAAAUUAAUUCCUGGCUGUUCAAUGCCCGCCUAAUAUUGCAUAGUUUUAGCAACUUGAAAUCUUAACAACAGUUCUGCAGGGUGCGCCAUCUACCGCGCCAAAGCGCUGCUAGUUUGAUUAAUUAGACUUUGUUUAUCAGCCUCCAGGGGGUGUGCCUGGUGUACAACCAUUAUUGCCGAGCACCAUGGACCCAACGCGACAACCAGGAGGCUAUCAAGGUAAUUGAGCAUUCAUAGUAACAGCACAACCCAGGACAGGGGCCCUCUCAUAACCUGGUGGCCAUUUCUUUAAUUAAUCAUAUAUUCUAAUCAAAAUCCAAAGCAAACAAUCACAGGUUCCUAGCUAACAAACUAGUCAUUUGUUUUGUUAACUGAUAGUUUUACUAUUUCAUCUUCAAAACUCCUAAAACCUUGGAUCUUGGAUGUAAACCACAACUGCUUUCCAGGCUCAUUAGUUGUCAGGACUUUUGAUGAAACAGGCCCCUGUUUAUCAAAAUCAUGUGCUUAAGGAUUGGGUAUGGAUUUUGAGGAGUUCAAUGCUUAAAAGGGUAUCCUUAAAAUAGCAAGUACUGUUCCUUACUUUGUCAGGAAGUGCACUCUUUUGCCUGGCAGAAAAAAAUGUGAGAAGGAGUGCAUGUUGCCUAUAUAUGUUAGGUUUAGGUUUGCUAUUAGAGACAACUGUUUAUUUAACUGCACAAAUCAUAGUCUGUACAAUGACAAGUAAACACUCAUUGUUACUAUUGCACAACUGCAUUCAUGCACAAAAAGUGUAAUUGUAAGUAAUACAAAGAUGGGUCUUACAUUGGCUCUGUGUUAUAGUUGUCAGUUGCUUAGGGUUCUGUUGUGGAAAAUAUUCAUAUUUUUGUUGCAUUUUUGCCCUGUUUGUUAUUGAUUAGUACUGGACCUUUUAUCAAGUUAGAAAAGUACUUGAAUGGUUAUAUAGAGGAUAUUACACGGUGGCACGAAGAUAUGAAUUUGCCACCAGAAAAUGACAUUCAUAUCUUCAAGCUGCCGUGUAAUGUUCCUUUUAUUAUGUAGACAAAAAGACAUCGAUAAAAUAAUAGAGGGAAAUGACCGAGAUUACGUCAUCGAUAAACUCACGUGUGAGAUUAUGGAAAAUAAACCACACAGGUCCCGAAUGUAGUUUUUAUGAAUUUUACGAGUGAUAUGUUUUCCAGUAAAACACUCAUGUCUAUAUCAUAAAAAUAUAUAUUUUCAUAACUCACAGGCCAACCCAUGCAGAUGAGUAGAAUGAAUCACCCCCGAGUUCCUGUUCCACCGGUAAGGAAAUACCAUUUCAUAUCAUUAUUCAUUCAAAAUAAUUCGCCAUUUCUGAUUACCUACCAAAUUCUUCAUAAACAACUGGCAUUUACCAUAUUUGGAAGAUGGAGAAAUAUACCAUCGAAUCAAUUAUCGGUAUAUUGCUUUCAUCUUCCAAAUAUGAUAUCAAUCAGGCGCAGCCGCCUAGCUGUUUAUAUAAAAUUAUUCACAGGUGGGCUAGGAAAGAAAAUCCCUCUGAAGACAAAAUAGUUCAAUUUUUAACUAAAACUGAACAGAAGGAAUGGAAAAAUAGAGCGUUUUCACUCAUGUGGCUAGCAUCUAUGCUAAUUUAUUGGAACAAAAGAAAGUUUUACGUAAGAAAAGAGUUUAAUUCCCGCAGGGUUGUCUUGGUACACCAACAUGGUUGCCGUUUCAUUGUUUUGCAACACCAAUAUGGCUGCCAUGACAUCAUGUGAAAACGCUCUAUACGCAAAACAUAUCCCUCGAUGGAUGUUAACUACUUUUUGAGGAGUACAUGUACAUGUAUCUGAAAGAAAAAACUAAGCUAAGUUUUGAAGAAAGUCUACGAGGAGGUAAGCUUGUUAACAACUAAAUAAUAUUUUGAAUGAAUAAUAAAACAAUUAGUGAAUUUGGCUUUCGUAUGAUGUGAAGAAUUUUGCAGAUCUCAGAGGAUGUUAUUCAUCUUGGCCGAUAACAUUCUCCUGAAUCUGCAUAAUUCUUCACAUCCUAAUCAGCCUCAUUCAAUAACUGCUAAUUAUCAAAUGAUUAGUAAUGUGUGGUUCCAGAAAAUAUCCAGACCUCCACCACGGAGGGAAUUGGAAAUUCCAGGGGGGUGGGGGGGUCAGAGGCCCAGGAAAUUCCAGAGGGGAGGGGGGUUGGACAAUAAAAUCACUUUCCGGGGGUAAAUAUCAUUUCAUUUUCAACCUGAGUUCGAACAUUGCUUCUUACCAAACUGUUAGAUCAUUUUUAGAACAUAAAUAACUUGAAAUUUAUCAUUUAAGAUUGUUCCUUUUGAUCUUAACCAGGUUUCCUUUCUUCCAAAAGCGUUUUGGAUGUAAUUUCAAAGGAAUUUGACCAACUACAACUCGUUUUAUCGCAUGCGGUCGCAUGCUCGUAUAUUCGGCCGCCAUUACUCGUUACCAGUCUCCCUUAAGACAUCAACGCGUGCAACACAUCACGUUGCGUCAGUCGAUCGAUGGAGGAACCGUAGAGUGGCAAUUUUACUUCAUGAAGUACAAACUAUACAUUGUAACCACUUUAGAAUGUAGAGUUUUUAUUCUCCUUUUCAUUUUCCCGUAAUUUUGUGGUUGAAGAUGUGGCAUGUUCAUGAUCAAAUUCUCGCUCGCUGAAAUGGUGUUGAUUUCAGCAAACAUUACGGCCAUCGCACAUAACGCACGUCGCAUCAGUCGAUCGGACAACAGUAAAUUGAACUUGGUUUCCUUUCAAGAUGCAGGGGGUCUUCAUUGUUAUGAUUUCAGAAGUCAGAGAUUUUAUUCUUCUCUUUGUUUUGCCUUAAUUUGGAGGUUGAAAGUUUGACUUGUUCACCAUAUAACAUUCCCGCACGACUCGUUAAUUCUACCCACAUUACGCCUACCUUACGCCCAUGAAGACAAAUAACAAAUCGUAACCUUGCCCUGAUUAAGGUAAAUUCAUAAAUACAACCGACUUGUAACUGUAUCUAUUUCAUUUAAAGUGGGGGAUGAGCAAAAACUGCAGAUUAGGUUACUUUGUGGUGGUGUUUUAAUGUUGCGAGAUCACUCAAAUAAAUGGAAACAGAAGCAUAUACAAGCUUCUGAUGGAAACCGUUACAUACUAACCAUAAAAUGCCUCAUUCUUUUACUUUAAUAGUCUUUCUUCGUGAAAAAUGAACUUUUCCAGAGGGGUUGGGGGGUCUUUGUCACACUUGUGGAAAUUCCGGAGAGGUCAGGGGGCCAUCAGUUCCCUGCAAAAAUGGAAAAUCCAGGGAGGUGGGGGGGUCCUAAGUGAGAUUCCCUCCGUGGUGGGGGUCUGGAUAUUUUCUGGAACUACACAAUAAUAAUUAAGGGCUCAGGGAACAUAAAUGGCCUAAUUAACAACUUUUUAGUGUAUUUAAAAGUUGUUGAGAAGUGGCUUUGGCACUAGGAUGGGUUGAAAGAAUGUGAAACAGCAGUGUGCCAAAAUAUGGAGUUGGUCCGUAAUGUCGUCUGAGUAGGUAGUGGUAGUUCAACAACUAGAGUUCUUAAUAGCAUUGUCAGUGCAGUCUGGAGCCAGUUGAAGUGAAAUACCGGUGAACAGUGAUUUCACAUCAACAGACACUAGUUUGUGGAUGUCAGGUAUCUGUAUUGUCUUAAUGGCAUCAAUAAAGUUCUCAGUAGACUAUAGUAACUAUAGUUGAUGUCUUGAUUUGUCAGUCAAAGGAUCAUGACCAGGUAUUUACUUGAAAGGGUUUUGGUAAAUCGCUAAUGCACUCGAUGGUGUUAUUUUUAAUAACAGUAUGUUAAAUGUGUGUGUCUUUGUCCUAUCUGUAGAGUUAUGGUGGAAUGCGACCUCCACCAAACAGUUCAGUAGCACCUGGAGUAAACAUGCCAAUGUAAGUCAUGGUUUUUUUCCUUCUGUUUACUUUACUGUGUCUGAAACAUGCAUUUGCAAUCUUUUCUUUCUGACGUUUAUUGAAAAUGAUACGAUUGUAAAGGAAGUGGAAUUUUCCAGACCUUUGAAGUGUUCACAAACUUAAUAGAAUUAAAAAGCAGCACUAAAUGACUCCUACUGCUCAACUAUAGCCCAGUAGAUUGUUUAACCAUCAUUCUUACUUUGUGGAGGUAUUAUUAUCCGUAUCACCAUGUUUCUAGCCUGUGAGAACAAGCUCCCCGAUGACUGAGCUAUCAGAUUUCCACCAAUCAAGCGAAGCAGAAUUGAUUGCGAAUGUAAACAGACAUUGAAAAACACAGGCCUUGGGUAAUGAUGGCAUCACUAUUGUCAUCUCUGCCAUUCAGCAUUUCACAUAGACAUUUUUGCUGUAGAUUUGCAAAUUCUGGAGACCUAGUUGCAAGCUGUCCUUCCUUUUCGUGCCCUGCCACCAGAGUGCCCCGGAGAGCUUGCUCACAGGCUACCAUAAUUAUUUCAAAACCUGAAUAUAAUUUACCUGUAACGUGUACACUAAAAAAAGUGUUGCACAGGUUUUUUGUUGUUCAGGUUUAUACUAAGAAACCCAGUACAACUGGAAAUAAUCAAAGGUUAUUGAGUGAAGAGUAUAACAGUCCAGUUUCGAGUUCGCUAUGACGCUGAAUUAAAUUUUUAAUUUUUUACGGCCUUAGCUUCCAUCUGAGGUAAUAUAUUCACAAAUUCCAACAAGAUAAAGACCUGUUUAUUACUCUAUCUAUCGUGUAUAUUCAAAUUUCAAACACUUGCUUGCCGGAAUUUCUUCAAAUAUUUUACUUUACGUCGAGGCUAACCCUUUAUGAAUGUGUAGUUAAUGUUCAUAUUCAGCGGUAAUUUUUAAUUGGAAACUUAACUAUUAUGGAUGGAAGGCAUCCAUACACUAAGGUGGGUUCUUUUGAAAAAUAAUAGAAAACAACCAAGCAAACUGCAUUAAAUCCCAAACGACAAAGUAAUCCAAGGUUCAAACAAUGACUGGAAAUUAAAAAUUAUUUGCAUAGCCAUGUUAUGCUAGGUUUACAUCUUGCUCACAAUAACUAAUUUAAAUCUUUAGUGUUAAAAUAUAAUAUUUUUGGGUGUGUGUUUCAAAGUUUUUACUUACUAACACAAAUUAAGUUUUUUUUAUAGGCCAGGUAGUAGACCAUGGAAUCCCACAACAUCGGUAAGCAAAAUUCUGUGUUGUCGUACAGUAUGCAGGCAACUCGCACGAUUGUACUAAAUUUUUUAAAAAUUUAUUUUGGCUUUUUAGAAGACACUAGUGAGCUGUUAGAAGACACACUUUUCUAUUAUCUCCUUAUUUGCCAUUUUGGCCCACUUUAUUGCCUUGAAAAUGUCAACUCCAAAAAAGAGAACAGAUAUUAAAUUGCAUAUUUACCUUUAGCCGGAUAUUUUUUGAGGAAGAAAAAGAAAAGACUUGGGGGGGGGGGGGGUUGUUUAAAAAUCCCCCGGGGGGGCAACAACCUUUGGUUUUUUUUUCAAAAAUUAUAAGGAAAAAAUUUAAUGUGCUUUUUUAUUGGGUAAUUAAAAUAAAAAUAAAACCCGUGUUCCCAAACUUUUUAAAUUUGUGGCCCUUUAAAGUCAAACAAAAAAAAAAAAACAUGAAACCAGAGGGAGUCAAAACGAAAACAAAAAAAAAAAAAAUAUAUGUAUUAUUUUAUUUUUUUUUGAAGUAAUAUUGAGAAAGAAAAAAAAGAGAGGGGGGGGGGGGGGGGGGGGGGGUUGUGUCAAAAUCUCCCUGGUGGUGCACAAUCCUUUGUAUUUUAUUCACAAAUUAUGAAGGAAUAGAUUAAUGUGACUUUUUAAUUGGUCAGUAAGAUCAAAAUGAUAGCCGUGGUACCAAACAUUUUGAACUUGGUGCACUAUCAAGGCCACACAAAAAAAACAUACAUGUAACACAGAGGAGUCUGAUGGGCUUCACAACCAUUACACUCUGCUAUUACCUAUGGUGGAACACAACACUUGUCUUUUCUUAUAAUAUGGGUAAGAUAAAAGCUUUACAGGGCUGGCUGCUAUUCAUGUCAUUAACAAUUAAAUAAUAAUUAUCUCUGACUUGUGAUAGGUGGCAGGCCCCCCUGGAACACCGAUAAUGCCUAGUCCUCAAGGUAAGCCAGUAUGGAUCGAUGAAAUUACUUUUUGAUCUUCUUGUCGUGUCAAAUGAAUCGAAAAGGCUUGAAUUGCGUUUAACCAUUAUUUCAAAGAACAGGCCAUUUUACCGUUGUCGGCUUGGUGCCCUAGCCUUUGAGAGACAGGAGACUGAGGUUGACCUUGUUUUGAUACAAACCUCAUUCCUUUUAUAAUGUAAAUUUUGCUUAAAAAAUACUACUAAGCAUAAGAAAGACAUGAUUUACAUAAUAAAGCAGGAAGGGUUGUAUCAAAACAAUGUCAACUCCAGCCUCAUUUUCACCUGCAACUGUAAAAUGGGCUAUUACCGCUUAUAGUGAUGUCAAUCUAAUGUUUAUGGGGUGCAAGUAGUUUCAAGUUUAUUACAAUAACGUUUCAAGUCCCAUCCUUCAGAGUGUCCAACAUCCAUUUUCUUCUAACGCAUUAUGAAUACUUAAUCAAAAGGAAAUUUUAUGCAGGGUGCAAAGAAAGUCAGUUUUACAGCUGGGCAAGCUGUAGUUAGCAUGUACUAACACAAAAUUCAUUUCAACUAGCCCCAAAAACGUUUUGAUGAGCAGAAUUGAUUACACAGUUCUUAUGUAAUUUGAAUUCCUCAAAAAACUUUUACUUGUCCAUCGGGCAAGUUAAGAACAGAAUUCACUAGCCCGAUAGCAAAAUCCACUAGUCCCGGGCUAUCGGACCUUACUUUCCAGAGGGGAAAAGUUUGACCUUUUAUUCUUAAAGGAAAUUAUGGAGAUUUAAGUUUCGAGUUUAUUGACAAGGUCAUUAAAACAGAUUAACUAAUCUAGGUGUUUGGUGAGACUAAGUAAAUAGAGUAGUAAUGACUUACAUGUGUACAAUAUAAAUGUCUGUACAUGUCUGUUUAUUAUGAUUUGGUCAGUCCAGGUUCUUGUGUCUUGUUUAGAUCCAGCGAGUACUGGAAGUGAAUCCAUGUAUGCCAUGAUGAAAAGUGUCCCUGGAGGAAACAUGUCAGCUGUAAGAAGCAUAUUUCAAGAUCAGUAAAGCUAAGCCUGGUGUCCAUGAUGAUUGUUCAAAUCAUUACACAUUUUUAGCAUUGGUAGUGAUUUUAGGAAUUUCAUGUAUUGAUGCUAAAGUAUCCAUGGUGCCAGCUUUCAAGUUCUUUAUUAAAAUGAUUAUUCUCUGGUGAAUUCCUUUCUUUUUCUACUUUUGUUGACACUGAAACACAGUCUAUAUUAUGACUGGGGACAGUUAUGUAGUUAUUAGCAAAUAGUUAGUUAGUCACGCAAAUUCUGAGUAGCCUGCUUCGCAGAUGUAAUUUAGCCUUUGUUAGUAAUUGUCUGCAAAGCAGUGCCAAUAUCCUUGUUCUGGGAUACCAACAGACUCACCAAAUUACCAGAAGUGUAUUUCGUAUUUCCUUUCAUCCUGAUUGGCAAAUCAACGAUGGAUUUUUUAACAGGCCAGCCAAAGCAUAUACUCAAAUCCUGGUACACAGGGAGGGGCCUUCAACAAUAAUUUUGGUGCUGUUUCACAGACAGACUUAACCAGAGUUUAGUUUCUGUCUGUGGCACAGGCUAAUUCUGAGGAGUGGUAAUAAAUUUGUUUUUACCUUUCAGUAAAUUAAGUUAUCAGCUCUAUAUUCUGUUGCCCAUUGAAAGUGCAGUGGUUUUACAAAAGGUGGAUGUUGUUUUUUGUUUGUUUCAGUACAUGGGAGGUGGUCCAGAACCCCCACUUCCACUUGGAGCUCAGGAACCAACUCUUGUUAUGAACGGUAAGGCUUCAAAUAUACACUACAUACAAACUGACUUAAAUAGAUAAUAAAGUGUAGUGUGUGUCUAUGAACUGUUGUGCAAAACCACACCUAAUUCAACCAUAUGAAACCUACUGUAAGUGCAUACUUAACAGUAUGGGAAUAUUGGCAAGGAUAUCACCUAUCUGAUUCAAGAAAGGCUUCCAUAGGAAAGUGUUAUAGUGUGCGUGAUACUGGCAAAACUUAGGCGGAGAUAUUCAGUGCUAUCACAUUUCCUAGAUUCAGCUCGGUGUAAUGGAGACUUGGAUGCUUUACAAGAAGCAACUUCGGAGAGAGUCAUUUAGUCAUGUAAAUGUCAGUUUAAGCUUUUUUACUUCAAGAAUAUUCACUAAGACUAUUUUAAUUUUUAGUUUAGGUUAGAUAUAAGAUAAUGCCAUGCAUUAUUAAUUGUCUUGUCUAACCUAGGUAAUAGCAUGAUUUGUAGUGAUAUUUGGCAUAAAUACCACGAGUGAUAUUUCGAAAUUGUUAUAUGUAUAAAUUUCACGAGCCGUUGGGCGAGUGAAAUUUGAGACAAUUUUGAAAUAUCACGAGUGAUAUUUAUGCCAAAUAUCACAUGCAAAUCAUGCUAUUAUUUGUUUAUACUACUACCCACACAAGGUUUGUAAUUUUCACAUGUAGGUAUUUCACUGCUUUAAGCCAAUAAAAUUGCAGAAAUUUCUCAUGUGGUAGUGUAAUAAUAGAUGUAAUGCAUCUGUCCAAUCCUACAAUAAUGUCCACAUUGUCUUAGUUGGGGCUUGGGGCUGGAGAUUUGUCCGGGUAUGAUUAAAUUGUAAACUCCAUGUCUACUUUAGCUGAAACAGUAUGUUGUGAAUGCAAAUCAUUACUUUUCAUAUCUCCCCACCUUCAAAUAAUUUAUGUAACCUCCCUGUCUACAGAAUGUGGAAUUAACAUCUAGACAGCACUGUUGUUGUUCAUUGAUAUGUUUUUGUUUUUCUCUCAGAUUCCAAUCCUGAUAUGGAUGGUCUGCCAAAGGUAAACAUUUUAGAAUUGCACUUUUAUUCAUAAUCAGAUUAUAAUGACACUCCAACUGUAACCCUUGCCUCCACCCUCUCCUCCCCAGUAGCAUUAUUGUUUUUGCUGUAUUGUUUGCAGGAUGCUCAAAAUGAUCACAACCCAGGGACCCCUGGGGAAGGUGAUAGCCAGUUUGGAAACUUACUGCCAUUUUCACAAGAUAAUGUAAGUAAAACCUAACAGCUUGUCUACUGUUAGAACGAAUAAUGCCCAUGUAAUUAUUGUCAUAAUACGCUGAAUUCAAAGUUGUAAACUUUAAGUUUAACUCAAGACGGACUAAAAUGGACUAAACAAUAACGUCAAGUUUCCGUUGUAAAACAGACCCUAAUCCUGGUAAGGAUUUUUAACUUAAGCCUAUUAAAAUGAAGAUGAAAAUCUCCUUGUAAGUUUAUAAAAUUUAACAACCUGUAAAGCAGUUAGAAUGAGAAGCACUUAGAAGCUUCUUUCUCAUCAAAAACGUUAAUUAGGUGUUAAUCAAAGCGUGAAAAUUACAAACUAAGCUUAUACAAACCUGCAAGAUGUUAAAGAAGCUCAAAGCCCGAUCACUUUCUUUGUGGCGCCAUUUCCCUCAAUCUGAAGUAGUGAUCGUCGGGGCCUGGGUCCCGAUUCUCGAAAAUCCCGAUAAUUAACACAUUCGCCCAUAGGAAUUUUGCUGAAAACGCGUUUUGAAGCUAGUCGAGCGGAUUUUUUAGUCACUGGCUGGCUAUAAAGAGCUAAAGCGUACCACAAAGCUGUUUACAGGUCGUACACUUUAGGGCCUUCUGAUCCAGAGGCAAAAUGUUAGUUCGCGAAGUUUUUGUUUUUUUCCCUUUUUCUAGCUUCGUUUACUCUCCUCCCCUCUUCUUUCGCUUUGUUUUCUUUUGGUCGGCGUUUAGUAGGUUUCAUUUUGGUGGGAAAAGUUUUUGGGAAGGCUUGUAGGAUCUUAGUAUUAGAUGAAAGGAAAGGUAGGUGGGCAGUGAAACAAGACGUGGAAAUUUUCGGGUCAAUGUUACAUGCCUUUUCCUCCGGUCUCCUUAAGUGGAUCGUGCUUAUUCUGGUUUGGUUUGAAAGAUCUCUUCACCCUGCACAAGUUAGCGGACAAAGUUGUCCUUGAUCAUUAAAACUGAUGGCGUCACUAGCGGAUCCGUACGGGCGGUUCAGUAGCCUGUGUACAGCCGCCCGGCCCCUCCCCUCAGAAAAAAUCGGAGCCCCUUCUCCUAUUUCUGUGGGGAGGGGGCGGCUGUACACAGGGUGGCGGUUCAGGGUCGAAUGUGUUUAAUAACGGCCCUUAAAGGGAUUUUUCGACAAACGGAACCUCUGGAAGGGCCGGCGGGAUUAAUUAUUCCCGGCGUAUUUGCUCGAACGAGUGCGUCCCUAAAAUAAGUAUUAAGUACCAAAUAUAUACCGGUCAGACUGAUUUGAAAGUUAGGAGUGGGACGAACUUUACAACAAGCGUUGUUGUGGCGUUUCUUGUGCUGUUUCUAUCGAUCGGUGUUUUAAUAAAACAGAGAGCGAGAGAGAAAGAGUAAAGUUACGUAUAUACUGUAUUAUUCGCAAAUAACUAGUUCUAUAAAAAAUUGAGUCGCACUGACAAUUUGAAAAACUUAACAAAGCUCCUCAACGCUUUUUCGAAUCAAUACUUACACCUUAUGUCUCGACGACAUACAAGAAAUGAUAAUAUUCACCGUGAAGUGUUUAAUCUAAAAUAGGCCAAGCUAAAGACAAACAAAAAUCAUCUGGAAAUUCGCUAUUCCAAAAUAGCCCUUAGGACCCGCACAGCAAUUAUUUGUGUGAAGGUCAUUCCUUUCAGUGAACUAGUCUUGAUUAAGAUGAUUUAGAAUAAUGUCAUUUUUUCCUGUAUUCAUCCUCGGACUUUUAAGAACUAAGCUUAACACAGUAGGCGUGUAGUAUUAAUGAAUAAAAUACUUGUUGAAAGAUCAUAUAACUUUAGUGAAAUACCUAAUAACUGAUAUGUGAUCUAUCUCUGAGAGGUUUAUUGUUAUUCUUGUGGGUAAACUUUAACAUCAAAUCGAAAUUCUUAUUCAUGCAAUGCGUUUGUACUAUAAAUUCACUUGAAAUCAUCCUUAUAAUGACUUAAAUUUCGGAAAUAAAUCAUAAUCGUAAACGAUUUUUUCUUACAGCGGGGCAUUUUGAGCCUUUCCUUUCGUUUUAUCUCAGUAAAAUCUGUUUUUCCUUGUAAAAGAUUUUCAAAGGAUGGCUGUUAGAACAAGAAAUUUGUUCGUUUUUUAGGUUUAAAUGUUAAUUAUCGGACCAUGAAACGUUUCUUAUCAGGUUGUGUUUAUUCCCAAACUUAAUUAACAAAUGCCACAUCUGUUAAGAACAACCAUAGGUCAUUUGACGCCAUAACCACGUCUAAAAAACUUAAAUACUCAUACGUUCAUUCCCAUUCUCCCUUUGUUCGCCAAAUCACUCGGUUAUACACAGAACUUUUUUCAUGAGACCGCGGUCCUCGUGGUCAGUAGCAAGGAUAAAGCUGAUCACGGGAUCGAGGCUUAAUCACCGUUCUCUUUCUUUCGGUCGUUUGACUUUAUAAUUCUUAUUUGUUUGCAGACAUUUCCAAGUUAGACUGAACGUUAACAGGCUUUUAAAGUGAGUUGAGCUAUGUACAGUUAGUGUUGCAUGCCAAAUGUGGUUAGAGCUAAAGAAUGACUUAUGGUUGACUUGUCAUAACACAUUGAUCGUAAAAAAACCUACCCCUUUGAAACAACUAUCAAAAACCGUGUUUCUUGAGCAAAAUAACUAGGAUUGAAGAUGGAUAUUUAACACAAAUUAAGAGUAGUAAUAGACGUGUAGUUCUUCCUGAAUCAAAAGUGUUCUCUUGAUGAAUGGUUUACCAUCUUAAAUUCUUAGUCUGUAGCCCAAUUCAAUUGUUCUUCCCAACUUCACGAACCCAGAAGUCCUGCGCAGAAGUUAUCAUACCGGAAUAUGUGCCCUGUCAUCAGUUGACAGUAGGGUAUUACGGUAUGGUGACUUGCGCACUGGUUGUCUAGUCACUGUCUCUGUCUGCAUGUUCAGAACUUCCACUCACUCAGGUGGUCAGGAUCAGAUUAAACCCUUCAGACAAAUGGGAGCAAGUGUGGCGCAGUGGCGAGAGCGCUUGCCUCCCGCCACUGUAGCUUGGAUUCAAAUCCCGGUGUCGACGCCAUAUGUGGGUUGUGCUUGUUGUUAAUUCUUUCCUUUGCUCCGAGACGUUUUCUACCGAUUACUGCGGGUAUCCCCUCUCCUUAAAAACCAACCUUUCCCAAUUCCAAUCCCAGUUUUAGGGAUGGUAGACGAAGAACUACUACGUGGAUGUGUUACUUAAAAAUUAUUAUUAUAUUGUUUAUAAACUUUUUCAAACCUUUAAAUUCUCUGUUGUGAGUUUGCGGAAUAACUCGGGUCUCAAUUUGAUGAUUAUAUAAUUGCUUAAUAAAUCCCAGUAGGCACUGUAGCGACCUACAUAUCAGCACUAAGCAUUUUUUAUGCUGUCUUGGAUACGUAAGAGAACGCUUUCUUCUCAGAAAACGUUUGUUCCUGCUGGAAGAAUCAAACGCUUCGUCUUUUAAUGUUUUCUUUCCAUUUUAGUGUGUACGAUCCAUCCGUGGAUAAAUAAUUAUGUAUUCUACUGAUAUCUUCUAUAAGUUGCGUUUCGCGUUCAGUCAUCCAAACAAAGGAAGUUUAAAAUCAUUCUUACGAAAUAAAAUCGCGUUUUUACAGCAAAGCUUCGUGCCUUACCGGGUUAGUAUUAGCAUGCGUUUCAGGCUGGGCCGGUGAAACGAGACAGCUCGUUACACUCGUCUCCGGCGCCUUCCCAAAAAGAUGUGCGCGCAAAUUCCCUUUCCCAUGGUCUUCCUUGUAACACCUGGCACAAGCCGAGGUUCAGUCCAUGUGUACCUGACAAACUCAACAAUGAAUCAAGCAGUACUUGAGUGUACUUUAUUUCUGACUUCUCGGUCGGCUCUGAAAUUCCUGACCCAACUUAGAGUUAUAUAUGUGCAGACCUCAAGGUAAAUAAAUCGGAGAUAGGAGGAGGCAGCGUGGCCGAGUGGUUAGAGCGCUGGGCUUGUAAUUCGGAGGCCCCGAGUUCAAGUCCCGCUCUGACUGCUACAGGGUUCGUACAGGUCAUGGAAAACCUGGAAAGUCAUGGAAUGUAAGAAUUUCGUUUUCAAGGCCUGGAAAGUCAUGGAAAAUUAAAGUUUUGUGUGGUAGAUUAGUUGCUGCCGAUGACAAAGUAAGGAUAAUGUAAGACAAAGAGGAGUAAUUAAACAGCGCGCAUUUUGGUGGAUACCAGAGUUCGUUUCUGUUGAACUGUUUAAGGUAAAAAAAAAAAAAAAUAUAUAUAUAUAUAUAUAUAUAUAUAUAUAUAUAUAUAUAUAUAUAUAUAUAUAUAAAUAUAUAUAUAUAUAUAUAUAUAAAAACAAAAAAAAUUUAAAAAAAUUUUUAAAUGAAACAUAUAUAAAAAAUGGGGGACAAAAGAGCGAAAUGUGUCUCUAGAACACACGUGCGCUCUCAACAGCUGCGCAACAUAUAUAUAUAUAUAUAUAUAUAUAUAUAUAUAUAUAUAUAUAUAUAUGCAGCACAAGACCCUAAAUAACUGCACACAAGCCAUUGAUGCUGCAGGAAGCAGCAGUCAGCAUAGCAUUACAAUACAACGAAUUCCUCCAGAAGCUACUGAAGGUUUGUAUCGAGAAACAUCUCGCAUUCUGUUGGAUAAAAAAGAUCGUUUUUGUUUAAUUAUUUGAAAAAAAAAAAAAAAAAUAUAUAUAUAUAUAUAUAUAUAUAUAUAUAUAUAUAUAUAUAUAUAUAUAUAUAUAUAUAUAUAUAUAUAUAUAUAUGCUAAAACAAGUAAAGUUUAAAAAUUUUCGGAAGUGACAGCUAUAUCUAAGGUCUUGAAACACUAGACACGGUCAUGGAAAAAGUCAUGGAAUUUGAAGAACUUGACAGAAUUCGAACCCUGCGCUAGCUGUAUUUGUUCACGGUAGUCCCGAGUUCAAAUCGUCGACCACGCUUGUGAAUAGCCAGCUGGUUUGCCUCCGGCCAGGUAGGAUUCUUAACCCUGUUGAAACACUUGUGAAAGACAGCGAUACGAGGGAAAUAAGCUCUCUCUCUAUGUUUGACUUGAAUUAUUUGUUUAAGUCAUUUGCUGGGUUCCACCAGCAUAAAUAAAUACUGCCGAGGAUAAAUAAUAAUAAUAAUGAUAAUAAUAAUAAUAAUAAUAAUAAUAAUAAUUAUUAUUAUUAUUAUUAUUAUUAAAGACUGCAAAAAGAUCGAUUUUUUCUCAAAAUCGGCUUAACGCAGCGUAAGAAUAGCCUAAGAGUCUUAUGCGCGCGAAGCGCUCGAGUCUCGUACGCCUUACGGGCUCUCCCCAGGCCAGCUGUCUGUUUUCAGCCUUGGUCCAAACCAUUUGUUUGACUGUUCGCGCGUACUUGAAUACGCAAAAGUACGGACUGUGUUACAGUUUAUUAUUAUUAUUAUUAUUAUUAUUAUUAUUAUUAUUAUUAUUAUUAUUAUUAUUAUUAUUAUUAUUAUUAUUAUUAUUAUUUUUGUUAUGCGCAUGUCUCACACCAAUAGGUGGCCUUAUUCCCGACCAUCAAGCUAUCUCCUUUAGCCAUAGGUGUCUAGGGUCCUUCUUAGGAUCUUGGCUGUUCCCCACAAACAAGUUUCUGGAUUACCAUUAUAUAGUAGUAAUAACAUUUUUUUAUUAUAAUUAUUAUAUAUUACUAGUAAUAAUAAUUAUUAUUUUCAUUUUUAUUAUUAUCGGAGAUUAUCAUUCCAAUUGGUCAGUGUACCGACAAACAACAUUGUGUAGCUUCUCCUAAAAUGUUCUACAAUCGUGGUAUAGGAUAUAAUGGAGCCAAAACCGAUUGUGGAAUUGCACAUAUGUUAGGCAAUAGGCAUCUUACUGACGAACAGUUACGACUUAUUAUAACAAUUUGCCGUCUGUCCCCUUUGAAUUGUUAUUAGAGUUUUGAUAGACUUUAUUAUUUUUCAGGAUCACUGCGACUCAGUUGCGAUCCUAAAGAUCAAAGAAAGUAUGCAAGAAGAAGCUAGAAGAUUUGAAAAUACAGAUGGGACAACAGACCAUCAAGGAGAGUUCUUCAUGCAAUAACAGCAAGAUAGCUUUUUUCUUUGUAUAUUUAUCAGCUAUUAUCAAACGAUUUGUAGAAAACAAUAGUGCAGAGGGGGUUUGGACCUCAGUUUUAGGAGAAAAUCUAAUAAUAUUUCCAAACUCGCUAGUACUAGGAUCAUUUCUCUUGUGCUCUGGGGUUAAACAUUUUAGAUUACUCUCCUGUCCUUGAAUCCUCAGAACACACGAAACAAAUGGUACCUAAAAUAGAUUGUCUCUAAAAUAAGGUUAUAUUAUAUAGAAAAGGGAAAGUAUGUUUGUAUAGUUCGUGUACUACGUUCCGUCCGCGUUUAACAUAUUCAUCUGUUGUUGGGUUCACGUUGUAGAUUUACUGGCAAGUUAUAAACUAUAGUAAAGAGCUCGGCCUUCAGCUAAAAAGGUAAAAUAUACACAAAUAUCAACGAAAAUCAUUGGAAAUAUAACUUGUUCUCCACAAGAAAACUCUCGCUACCCGUAAACAUUAUCAUUACUUGUCGAAUUAUUUCAACAAAAUAUGUUUAGCGGAUAUCUUUGAGUCGGCAGAACCAAAUCUGCGUCUCUGGCUUAUUUAAAUUGAGAAUAUAAAACCACACGAGGCUGUUCUUGCCUCUCUAAGUUUACUAAGCCAAUGUUCACACUAUAGCGACACGAAAAGGUAUCCGGUAUGGUUUAAAUACCUAUCCGAUAUAGAGAUCGGCGCGGCACAGUUUCGCUGCGUUGCAGAAAUUGCGCCGAAAUCACUGCUCUUCAGGGUUCGAACAGGUCAUGGAAAACCUGGAAAGUCACGGAAUGUAAGAAUUUCGUUUUCAAGGCCUGGAAAGUCAUGAAAUUUAAUUUUCGGUCCAUGAAAGUCAUGGAAAACUAAAGUUUUGUUUGGUAGAGUCGUUGCUGCAGAUGACAAAGGAAGGAUAAUGUAAGAUAAAGAAACAUUAUUAAACAGCGCGAACUGCACGCGUUUUGGUGGAUAGCAGAGUCUGUUUCUGUUGAACUGUUUAAGGUCAAAAAGUAUGCCAAAACAAGUAAAGUUUUGAAAAUUUUCGAAAGCUUUAACUAAGGUCAUAGAAAACUAGAAAAAGUCGUUGAAAAAGUCAUGGAAUUUGAAGAACUCGAAGGAGUAGGAACCCUGUGGUUAUGUGUGAACCAGAGCCCUAUCCGAUAUGGGUUUCGUGCCGACGCAAAUGCUGUCCGGUAUAGUGUGAACAUAGCCAAAGAAUCGUUGGAUCACUAUACGAUUCUGCAAGGUUCCCCUCCUACCCCUCCCUUAACCCUGCGUUUACACGGACCUCUUAACUUAAUGCGCAGUGUUGUGUUAAGGGAGGGGUCGGUGGGCAGGUUUGUAGAAUCCUAUACUGGUCUUUAUGGCUGCGAUACUAGCAAUUUUUAUAGGAGCCAUUGACGGGUCAGUUACUCGAACACAGUCCUUUCUGGGAAACCUGUAGAAGUAAAAUAGGAUUAACCUGGAGGACUGGAAUGAUUUUGUGACCUUUCAUCGACAUAGCUGAAUGCCCAGGGUAUCUUGCUGAUCACACUUCUUGAGGCAGUACUUGGUGGCCUUUAUAAAGUCGUUUCAGGUAAGCGGUUAUGAGGCCGUCUGAACCGUCCCUCAAGGACUGUAUAUUGAAUACUGAUUAUCCGAACUUGCCUGGGAGUCCUUUGCUCCUUAAACGAUCACGUUUGCUAUACUCUUCUUAUUCUCGUCAAUUUAGAGGAUGUAACCUGACUAUUUUGUAAAAUGCAUGCAUCUCCGUCAAUAUUUAUGCUAAACGCGCGGUAGAAAUUUACCACUGGGUUAAACGCUUCUGAUUUUCCGUUAUUAAGUGUAACGCUUAGCGAACCCGGUAACUUUUUAGCAUGCUAGGUAUAUUUAAAUGAUUCAAAGCUGCCGGUUUAAGGGAAAACUCAAGUUCAUAGAACAUUUGCGUUGAGUUUAUCUUUUAAACUGAAUGUUAUUUAGGUUUACCAGCUGCACCACACUGUAGGAGAAUAACUCGCCACGACAGAAAAUGUGGGUAGACUGGACACAAGCCUUCAUCAGCACUUGGGUUUAUGGGGUUGGUUUGGGUACGUAUGUAGUGAGUUCCGAGUUCUUACUCAACCUCUGAGAAUGACCAGCUUUUAAAUUCUCCUUUAAAACACUGUUAAAUCAAAGAAAAGGCCACGAGAAAGGUUCUGCAAGUUAAAAGCUCUUGAUUUUUAAACAAAUCGUCUUCAUCUGGCGCCAGUUGUUCAAAAGGUGGAUAAAGCUAUCCACCGGAUAAAUCACUAUCCACUGUAUAACGCAAUUGGUUAGAUAGUGAUUUACCCGGUGGAUACCGCGAUACAUCUUUUGAGCAACCGGGGCCAGUACAGGGAAUAUACGGAGAACAGUGAAAUGAAUAUGCUUUUGGAUAGUAGGGUUAAAGUACCAAUGGGAGGUCAUAUUGGGUGCUAAAAGAUCCUACAAAGCCGGUGUCCAGUGUAUUCAAAGAUUCUGUAGUGUUGAGAAAUCCAGUUAUUAGGCAAGGUAAUGCCAACCCACUCCCUUGGAUUUUCUGUCGUCCUUUUUCAAGACAGACUGACCCUGGGAGUGAAUUUUGGACGAUUACCUUGUUUAGUUUCCAUGACCUUGCUAAGGAUAAUCAAGUAGAUAUUAAUCAUCAAUACAGCAGAAAGGCUUGCUAGACUUGCGGGCUAUCUAUCAGCAGGACCAGCGAAACCUUGUUUCUAACAGCGGUAAAGUAUUAACUGCUUUGAAAUAAAAUUAAUUUUUCUCUGGGAAAAAGUAUGGGGUGUCACCAAAUUACACUGGGCUAUGAUUAAUGUGAUUAAACAAGUAUGACUGAUGUGAAGUAAUUUUAUGGAACCAAUUUUUAAGACUGAACAAGUAUGUUCCAAAGCAAUAAACCCCUAUAUUACUUUCUCCUAAAUACCAUAAUAAAUCUGUAUAAAGAACUGUCAAAAUAUGUUACUCCUCUAGGUAAGUACUCUUAUACAGUUUGUGAUCAUAUUGAUUAAAGAAAUUGCAAAUUGAUUAUAACUUGCCAAC